Helianthus annuus (common sunflower) is the source of this 1927-nucleotide messenger RNA. Its product is annotated as protein FAR-RED ELONGATED HYPOCOTYL 3-like. The record is from RefSeq and is a predicted model, not a curated record. The transcript is spliced from 3 exons. Lineage: Eukaryota; Viridiplantae; Streptophyta; Magnoliopsida; Asterales; Asteraceae. Bases 539 to 1678 code for a protein of 379 amino acids.
UACGGGGGAUACGGUGGAUACGGAGGAGACGGUGAUCAUCAGCAAUUCAUUUCCCCGGGCACUCCUUAUGUUCAUCAAAACAAUUCGGACGUUGGAGGAUAUGGUGGUUAUGGUGGAUAUGGUAGAUAUGGUGGUGAAGCACCUCCGAUUCUGGACAGUCUGUACUUAAAAAAGACGGUUUUCAACUCCUUAGAUGAACUAAAGAAACGGAUAUAAGAAAUAGCAAAUGCGGAUGGUUUCGUUAUUGUCACCCGUCGAUCAAAGAAAAUCGGGGGAAGAACCGGGAGGGUAUGGCUUGAAUGUGAUCGUGGUGGUGAGCACUAGAGUACAGCAACACUUAGAAAAGCUGGAAGCAAAAAAACCGGUUGCCCGUUUUACCUGCUAGCUGUUCGAAACCACCCGUAUGAAACCUGGGAGAUAAAAGACGGAACAAUUGAACAUAAUCACGAACUUUGUGAGGACCUGUCGGCCCACGCGUUUGUGCGAAGGUUUACUCCAAGCGAAAUGAAACUGAUUCGAGCAGCUGACAGCUCAAAACAUGGAGCCGCGCAAAAUAUUUCAAACGAUAAGGAAGCAGGACCCCGACAGGUUUCAUGUUCAGAAAGACGUUCAAAACGUUGUAGCGAAGAUUAGAGCCGAACAAAGACAAGGAUUGACUCCCAUGCAGUCACUAGAAAAUGUGCUGAUGAACAACGACUUUAUUUACGAGACACGGGAAGAACCCGGAACAGAGAUCGUAACAGAGAUCUUCUUUCUUCAUCAGGACUCGAGAGUCUUGUGGCGUGCAUUCCCCCACGUCAUGAUGAUCGAUGCAACGUACAAGACAAACAUAUACAAUAUGCCCUUUAUCCAGAUUGUUGGUAUGACGCCUACCAACAAAUCGUUUAUUAUCGCGCAUGCCGUUGUUAGUAAAGAACGGGGUGAUAACUUUGUGUGGGUGCUUGAGAGGGUUAAGGCAAUGUUGGAUGAAUGUAUGGAGCCACGUGUGAUUUUAACGGAUAGAGACCUAGCCCUUAUGGGCGCGUGUGCUAAAGUAUUUCCAGACGCCUCCAGGCUUCUUUGCAGGUGGCACAUACAACAGAAUGUUAUGAAGCACUGCAAGGGUGCCUUCACAGACGACGACUGGAAGAAAUUUAUGUCAUUCUGGGGUUCAUUGAUUGAGUCUCCAUCCAUACCCAUCUACGACUACCACUUGCGCAACAUGCGAAAGCGACUUGUGGAGUGCAAACGUUCUAGAGUCUUCAAAUACGUGUACGAUAACUGGCUAAAAGACUAUAAGGAGAUGUUUGUCUUUGCGUGGACUGAUAAGAGGCGCAACUUUGGUAAUCGUACUACAAACAGAGUUGAGAGCCAACAUGCCAACUUAAAGAGAUACGUCGAAGAUAGGAGCUCGCUGGACCGUAUAGUUGGUUGUGUCCGGGAUAUAGUUGAGACACAGUUCGGUGAAAUAAGGAAGACUUUUCGAGAAAGCAUCGAAAAAACAAUGAAACACCACAAACACCCGAUGUUUCAACACCUACUUGGAAAAGUAUCCCACAAAGCCCUUGACUUGUUGCAUGGAGAGGCAAUUAGGAGGCUAGAUGUCUUGGAGCGCUUUAAUUCAUCAUGUGGUUGCCAAAUGUGGCUGCGCUACAUCCGGAUGUACGAGCCAGGCUUGACAGGCUCGACGAUUUGGUAGGUUGGCUGGUACGGGCGGAGCAGGAUAGACGAGAGAGAGAGGGAUUACCCCCGAUACCGCUUCCACCGGUUCGAGCACCACAUCAGGAGCACCAGCCGCAGCAGCAGCAUCAGGAUUCAGAUUCGGAUUUGGAUGCAUAGACCUGUUGUUGUUUUUAUUGUUAUUAUGGAUGUACAAACUUAUCUUAUAUAUUUUUGUUAUGGAUGUAAACAGUUAUCUUAUAUAUGUCAUAUUUAUGUUUGUUUUCAG